Molecule: messenger RNA, 699 nt
Organism: Xenopus tropicalis (tropical clawed frog)
Lineage: Eukaryota; Metazoa; Chordata; Amphibia; Anura; Pipidae
Product: serine/threonine-protein kinase dst4-like
Exons: 4
Coding region: 409-672 (87 amino acids)
Molecular function (GO): ATP binding
Source: RefSeq, a predicted model, not a curated record
CCCGGCAAGGGUCGGAUCUGGGCCCAUCGGGAUUUGUCUCGGUGUCCCGGCGGCCCAGUCCGACCCUGAGGACACAAGAAUAUUAGAAACCAACUUCAUCUGACUGCUUAUGCUUUAUGGGGAGGUCACACUCCGUGUAACACACGACUCUCAGUUUGGGGUCAUUUUCUAGACAUAAAAGUCACAGCACUUCACUAAUUGAUUAUAGGCUUCUAAUGGAUUUGUUAUUGUGCAUCCUAAAUAGAAUCACUAUCAGGGUGUGGGUGGAUAGGGAUCAGAAGUAUCUGAAUUCUCUGCAACUGGAAUUAUGUCCAUGUACUCUGUGUAUAUUCUUCUCUAAUAACUGUCUUUUCCCCAUGUUUUAAUAUCCAGGCUGACAUCUGGUCACUCGGCAUUGCAGCCAUCGAAAUGGCGGAGGGACUCUCAUUCAGCAAACUUCCACGACAGAAGCUGAUUGAGAAGAUCACACGCGGUCCCGCGCCAACAUUAACACCAUGGGGAAAAUGGAGCGACGAGUUCCGUUUCUUCAUUUCCGAGUGCCUGCAGAGAGAACCAUCGAAAAGACCGUCUGCAAGGCAACUUCUGUCCCACCCCUUCAUUGGAGAGAUCAGGGGUGAAAGGGGUGUGCAGAAGAACAUCGCCCAACAGCUGCACAGAGGAAUGAAGCACUAAAAGAACAGAAGGAGGCAGCCAUCGGGG